Molecule: messenger RNA, 3219 nt
Organism: Nipponia nippon (crested ibis)
Lineage: Eukaryota; Metazoa; Chordata; Aves; Pelecaniformes; Threskiornithidae
Source: RefSeq, a predicted model, not a curated record
AUGAGCUGGCCUGAUGACCCGGACUCUCAGCUGCCAUCCCUGGGCCUGCCCUGCUCGCCUUGCCUGGGGACGGCGGGACUGGACCCUGAAUGUUUGAGCAACAAAGAAGCCACUGAAGUCAGGCCCAAUCUGCUUGUCGUUUCAUUUUUCAGUGGGACUACAGCUACCAGUUUCAACGAGUUCAAUAGCUGCAAAACUAUUCCAGAUGAUGUGAGGCAGAAAGUGCACCUGAAUACCUUUGGCUUCUUCAAGGAUGGUUUCAUGAAAGUCAAUGUCGGCAACCUUUCAUUGAAGCCCCCUGUGGGCUCUGAUGACAAGGGCAGCUUAUCAGUGGGGUUCAGUUUGGAUCGAACAAGGAAUGAUGGGUUCUCCACUUACCUGGAUGAAGAAGUAGAUUACUGUAUCUUGAAAAAGAAACCAGAGCGAGAUGUCUCUGUUGUCAUCUUACUUCUGGACUUCAAAACUGAAGUCGUGAAAGUACGGUUCUCUGCAGAAGCUGCUUCUUUGUUACCUAAAAUUUCAUUCAUGUCUGAGGAAAAUGUUACUGCCUUAAGUACCAAGCCGCAAAAAACCUCUGAACAGAGCAGUGAUUCUGGUAAAAAUCCUACAAAGACCAAUGAAAAUGCAGACAGCAAAGGGAAGCAGUCCAAACGAAGUACAACAUCAUCCCAGAGCAUAGUAGAACAAGAACAUCCUGUUCACAAUGACAGAGGAACUUUUUCAUUUCAGUUUUUUUUUAACAUCAGCUCUGAAAACCAAGAAGGUCUCUACAGCCUGUAUUUCCAUAAAUGUGUUGGCAAGGAUGGGGCGACUAAUGAUCAGCAGCUAUUUAGCCUCGAUAUAGAAAUUACGGAAAAGAAUCCUGAAAGCUACCUCUCGGCAGGUGAGAUCCCACUGCCAAAACUCUACAUUUCCAUGGCUAUGUUCUUCUUCCUGUCUGGGACUGUAUGGAUCCACAUACUUCGUAAACGCAGAAAUGAUGUCUUUAAGAUUCACUGGCUAAUGGCAGCCCUCCCUUUCACAAAAUCUCUGUCCUUAGUCUUCCAUGCGAUCGACUAUCACUACAUUUCUUUUCAGGGAUUUCCUAUUGAAGGCUGGGCUGUUGUUUAUUACAUCACUCACCUACUGAAGGGUGCUCUUCUGUUCAUCACUAUUGCCCUUAUUGGCACAGGCUGGGCUUUCAUUAAACACAUCCUGUCAGAUAAAGACAAAAAAAUUUUCAUGAUUGUCAUCCCACUUCAGGUCCUCGCAAAUGUGGCGUACAUUAUCAUAGAGUCAACAGAAGAGGGGACAACUGAAUAUGGACUGUGGAAAGAAAUCCUCUUCCUGGUAGACUUGCUAUGUUGCGGAGCUAUCCUGUUUCCAGUGGUAUGGUCAAUAAGACAUUUACAGGAAGCUUCAGCAACAGAUGGGAAAGCUGCCAUUAACCUAGCAAAGCUGAAGCUUUUCAGACAUUACUAUGUAAUGAUUGUGUGUUACAUUUACUUCACACGGAUCAUUGCAAUUCUCAUAAAGAUUGCUGUUCCAUUCCAGUGGAAAUGGCUGUACCAGCUGCUGGAUGAAAUGGCCACACUUGUCUUCUUUGUCCUCACUGGGUACAAGUUCCGUCCAGCAUCAGACAACCCUUAUCUACAGCUUUCUCAAGAUGAUGAGGAUGACUUGGAGAUGGAAGCUGUGGUGACGACUUCUGGAGUAAUGGAGGGCAUGAAGAAGGUCAAGAAAGUGGUGAAUGGUUCAAAAAAAACAGAGCCACGGGGCGAGUGGGAAAGUACGGCAUGAUGGACUGGACUAAGGCAGCACUUUCAGAGAAACUUUUUUAAUUUAUUAUUAUUACUCUCAGUGGAAAGGGAGCAACUAGCACUCCCCAACACUGAAACUGCAGAGUGGGGUGUGUCUAGGGGGAGCAAAGCAGUGCAGAAAUAUAACUAUUCCUCUGAUCAUAAGAAAAUGGGAUCUCUUGGUACCUGCAAGGAGCGUGAAGCUUUCCUAGGGAUUUUGGGUAGCUUAUUCUUUUUUUUUCCCCUUUCUGGAUUGGUUAGAUAUUCAGAGUUGUUUGCAGCUGCAUUCUUCAGAAUGUGUAAUACUAAUGCGAAGAGAGACCUUAGUGUGUAUGUAAACUAUAUAUUUUAUAUAAUGCUCAUAUAUAUAUAUAUACACACUUGCUAUGUAACAUGUAUGCUGGGAAUUACAAGGCGUGUCAGAAGGUGGGAAAAGAAGAGAUGUAAGUAUUUUUUUUCUUUAUAAACUCUCCUUUUGGCUUGGACAAAACGUUGCAAAACAAACGAAUAGAAACAACUGCAGUUAUUUGAGAGACUAAAUGGGGUAUUGGAUCAGAUGACUUCUGCCACUACUCGCAUCAGUGGGAAAGUUGAUAAGUAUCUUCUUGUCUUAUCCAGGCAGGUAUCCACUUGAAUAUGUCAGGUUUUCAAAUGUAUUGCUAUACAGGAAGCAAGUGACUGUUCUCCAUUAAAAGCACUAGCCGUAGUGCAAUAAGCGUUAACGCAAAUUCUCCACUGUUCAUGGAGUUGCUCUUGAUUCACACCCACCUGACAAGAAGUACACAAGAGGUGUAAGACUGAUGCUUGCUUUCUAGGGGUCUGCCAUGCUAUUGUAAACAUUUUAUUUCAAGCUGUGACCCAGAGCACUUCAAUCUGUAUCAUAAAAUAUUUUCAAGGGAUUUCAAAAGACACUCCUUUCUGACAUGGUAUAAACAGUACCGGAAUCUCCAGUGGAAGUCUGUCUAGCAAAUGUACGGCAGCAUAAACCUCUGGUUCACCAUUAUCCUGAGUUACUUAGCCUCACUGGAUGGCUACUUGUACCUCUCUGGCUACGUAGGAUUAAUGGUAUUGCUGUUUGAGUUGGGCUGAACUGGUCAAAAUGGUAUUUUGCUGCCAAAACCAGGCAACCGCAGCUUCCAGUCCUAAAUGGUUUUUGUCAGGAAAGGAGAAGGUUAUGAGCAGAACACUCAAUGCAGGGGAAUAUGGAAGUCUUAACUGUUAGCUGCAAACUUGCAGUGGAGUUUUUAGAGACAUGUUACAAAUGCCAUGUGCGUUUUAUCUGUAGUACUCUGCUAUUGUUAGUAAGGCAAGCUGGUGCCCAUAGCUGUAGUAGUAGUAAGGCAUAGCAAAUGAUUGUUAAUUUGGGGGAGGAUGGAAGUGGUUCACUGAUGUAAUGAGGAUAAGCUUUAAGAAAAAUAAAUCAAGUAUAACUCACUGACCC